AUGACGAACAGAGGAUUCGAAUUCCCCGUAUCAGUCACUGCGGCUGAUACACCUACGCCUCUCCCCGGCGUCACUGCGACUUACGCCCCUGGUACCCCCUUCAUCGCCACUGCGGGUUACGCGCCUACGCCUUUCUUUGGCGCCACUGCGGCUUACGCGCCUGCACCAUCCUUCCCCGGCAUUGCGACUUACGCGCCUACGCCUCUCUUCGGCGGCACUACGGCUUACCCGCCUACGGCUCUCUUCGACGCCCCUACGGUUUCUCCACCUACGCCAUUCUUUGCCAUCCCUUCGCAAUCUUCUGCUCUGGAUGUGGAUCUGUCUUUCCGCACUCCGGGCAUAGCAUUUACUCCAUCCACGCCUUCCAACACUCAGGUGGGAAAUCCGCCCACUUCCUCAGCAACUCAAUCCUCCUCUGUAUCGCAACCAUCAAAUGCGUUUUGCACUGUUGCUUCGUCUUCACCAACCACCAGUGCACCUACAAUUACAAUUCCUUUAUCUGGUGAAGGGACUGCACUAGCACAGACCACUACUUCUGCUGCUGUAACCGUACCAACAUCUGGGAUGUCAUUUUCAUCAGGACCAACUUCCACUACCAAUUCCGCUUCAUAUCCCCGUUUUACCUUAUCGUCUUCAGAGGCAUCUGCAACAAGAACUGCAUCUUCAGUAACUGCUAACACUCGAGAGUGCGAUAGGGCCAUGGAAAAAAUAUAUGCUGCUAUGGUAGAGAUGGUUCAACUUUAUGAGAGAUUAGCAAGGGCAGAGUUUGUGAGAGGUGUGGCCCUAAUUGAGAGAGACCAAGCUCAAGCAGAACGGAAUAGUCUGCAGAUUCAACCUGAUCAGACCCGAGAGAGGGAGAGACAAAUGCAGAUAGAGGUGCAACAACUAUGUGCUACGAAUUAUGCCCUCAAAUUAGAGCGAGAUCGUGUGCAACAACUAUUUGCUGAGACAAAUGCCCUCAAAGUAGAGCAACAUCCUGUGCAACAACUAUGUGCUAAGAUAGAUGCACUCAAAGUAGAGCAAAAUCGUGUGCUAGGAGAGCUCGAGACAAUUCAUCAGAUAGAGAUGCAACAACUACGUGCUAAGAUAGAUGAACUCAAACAAGAGCAAGAUCGUAUGCAGCAACUAUGUGCUAAUAUAGAUGGACUCAAAACAGAGCAAGAUCGUUUGCGAGGAGAGCUCGAGACACUUCGUCAGAUGAGAGUAUCAGAUAUACAAGUACCGUUGAGGAUGGAUGCAUUGACAAUGGAGAAUGUUAGCUUGAGAGAGGCACAAGGGAGAGCAGAGGAGCAUCCAGAGGGAUUCGUUUUGUUAUAG
Molecule: messenger RNA, 1317 nt
Organism: Cryptomeria japonica (Japanese cedar)
Lineage: Eukaryota; Viridiplantae; Streptophyta; Pinopsida; Cupressales; Cupressaceae
Exons: 2
Coding region: 1-1317 (438 amino acids)
Source: RefSeq, a predicted model, not a curated record